Molecule: messenger RNA, 884 nt
Organism: Rubroshorea leprosula
Lineage: Eukaryota; Viridiplantae; Streptophyta; Magnoliopsida; Malvales; Dipterocarpaceae
Source: the annotation of a GenBank genome assembly
GCACGACCAAAUAGGAAUCCUUUAGAGGAAACACUUAAGGCAUUUAUGGAGGCACAAAAUAAGACUAACCAAAAGUUUGAUUCUAUUCUUACACAGGUGGUUGAAGAAAACAAGGACAUCAAGAGUCAACUAACUAAGUUGACCAAUGCUCUUACUGUCCAAGAGCGAGGGGUCAACGCAAUCACUACUCGUACUGGUAAGGUUAUAGAGUCGUUGCAAAAAGCACCUAAAUUGAAGGACGCUACUCCAAGUAGCCAUGAAGACAACCUGUUGGAAGAACCUGAGAAAGAGGUCCCAAUUCGAGUUCCUUUCCCUCAGGCUCUUAGAAUUGGAAAGAUUUCAAACAACCAAGGUGAGAUUUUAGAAAUUUUGAAACAAGUUAAGAUUAAUCUACCUUUGUUGCAUGUGAUUAAACUGGUACCAACUUAUGCCAAAGUGAUCAAGGAUCUAUGCACCAUGAAAAGGAAACACCAUGUCAAGAAAACUGCAUUCUUGACAGAACAGCUAGGUUGUGGGGAGAUAAAACCAACAUCUGUGGUGUUACAGUUGGCUGAUCGCUAUUGUAGGAAACCAAGAGGGAUAAUAGAAGAUGUUUUGCUUCAGAUUGAUAAAUUUUAUUAUCCUGUUGGUUUUCUUGUGUUAGAUACUCAGUCUGAAGUUAAUAGUGAGUAAAAAAUUCCACUUAUUUUAGGAAGCCAUUUCUUGCUACUGCUAAUGCUCUCAUUAAUUGUAGGAAUGCUUUGAUGAAACUUUCAUUUGGGAAUAUGACUCUUGAGGUGAAUAUUUUUCAUGUUGGGAAACAACCACAAGAAGAUGAUGAAUGUUAUCAUUCCUACAUGAUAGAUUCACUUGUUGAGGAAGUACAAGAAAGGGAAAAUUCUAAA